Platichthys flesus (European flounder) is the source of this 2888-nucleotide messenger RNA. RefSeq names its product teleost multiple tissue opsin 2b (gene tmtops2b). Gene Ontology annotation, cellular component: membrane; photoreceptor outer segment. NCBI's taxonomy places the organism in Eukaryota, Metazoa, Chordata, Actinopteri, Pleuronectiformes, Pleuronectidae. Gene Ontology annotation, molecular function: G protein-coupled receptor activity. Gene Ontology annotation, biological process: visual perception; G protein-coupled receptor signaling pathway. The transcript has 4 exons. The record is from RefSeq and is a predicted model, not a curated record. Bases 102 to 1244 code for a protein of 380 amino acids.
ACACUCGAGAAAGAAUUUGCCAUCCAUGAACUUUGCAGGUGAGCGAUGCGAGCGACUCUAAAGUGCCCCAGCGGCUCCAGGGUGAGGACAAGCUCCGAUGAAUGGACCGCAGAAUGUUUUCUGGUGAGGCUGGUCUGAAUUACAGCUUUAACCUGAGCGAUGACCAGGAGCUGUUGGACCCGCCGGCGGUCAGAGGGUCCCUCUCCCCGACGGGCUUCGUGGUGCUCUCCGUCGUGCUGGGCUUCAUCAUGACUUUUGGCUUCCUCAACAACUUCGUCGUGUUGCUACUGUUCUGCAAAUUCAAGAAGCUGCGGACACCGGUGAACAUGCUGCUGCUCAACAUCAGUAUCAGUGACAUGCUGGUGUGCGUGUUCGGCACCACCCUCAGCUUCGCCUCCAGUAUUCGAGGAAAGUGGCUGCUAGGGCGCAGCGGCUGCAGCUGGUACGGCUUCAUCAACUCCUGCUUUGGUAUCGUGUCGCUGAUCUCUCUGGUGAUACUCUCGUACGACCGCUAUAGCACUCUGACAGUUUACAACAAGCGUGGGCCGAACUACCGCAAACCCCUGCUGGCUGUCGGGGGCUCUUGGCUUUACUCCUUGUUCUGGACAGUGCCCCCUCUACUGGGUUGGAGCAGCUAUGGGAUUGAGGGGGCAGGGACGAGCUGCUCUGUAUCCUGGACGUCUCAGACGGUCCAGUCACACGCCUACAUCAUCUGUCUUUUCACCUUCUGCUUGGGUCUACCUAUCCUGGUGAUGAUCUACUGCUAUGGUAGGCUGCUCUGGGCAGUCAAACAGGUGGGUAAGGUCCGUAAGACAGCGGCCCGGAGGCGAGAGUACCACAUACUGUUUAUGGUUCUGACCACGGCCGCCUGCUACAUGCUGUGCUGGAUGCCUUAUGGUAUCGUGGCCAUGAUGGCGACGUUCGGCCCACCCAACAUCAUCAGUCCCGUGGCCAGCGUGGUGCCCUCGCUACUGGCCAAGAGCAGCACGGUCAUCAACCCUCUCAUUUAUAUACUUAUGAAUAAACAGUUCUACAGAUGUUUCCUGAUUCUAUUUCACUGUAAACACUGGUCAUCGGAGAACGGCAACAUCUCCGUUCCCUCCAAGACCACGGUGAUCCAGCUCAACCGCAGGGUCUACAGCAACACGGUGGCCUGCACGGUGCAGAUCUCCACAGACGCCAUCAACCAGGGCUGCAGCACGACGGCUACCAAGCAGACCACACCCCCCGGGGUUAGGACCUGAUCCUGGAUACCCUCGAUACAACAAAACAUCACACACUGUCACCAUGAAGCAUGAAAAACUGCACUUACAGCGUGAAACAAAGUGAAAUGUGAAUGCAUUUAGACAGUAAAUGUGCUUAGUGUGAGCUUGUGUUGUACAGUACAGAAUAUUUUUUUCGUUUGUGUUUUUAUACACGUGAAGUUUUUUCAUAAUUUUUAUGAAAUUGCCUGUAAAUUUUCUUUAGUAUCUGCUAAGCACAUUUGCUGUAUAUAACAGAAAGAGGGUACAAAAUUGUGUUUCUACACACAUUUCAAAGCUUUGAUGGUUCAUAAUGUUUUUUUGUUUUUUUUUAAGAUUAAUCCUGUUGCACCACAUCAGGUUUCAAAUAAUUUGUUUUUAUUUCUUUCAAACCUCAACAUUUUUAUCAUUUCUAUCAUUUCAAAUAUAUAUUUUACAGUAGCUAAAUUAUUUUCUUUAAAUCCAGGAUGCGUUUUGUGUGCAAUUCAUCCUUUCCACAGAGCAAAAACCCUAUGUUUAUUCUCUGUUGCUGUUCAGUCAAUUCAUCGAUGUGCUGCUGUAAAUGCCAAGGCUAGUCAAUCAUAGAUUUGUGCUGCAAUCAGUGUUUAAGUGGAUUGAUGUAUUUGUCGUGAAACGUCCAUCUUUUCUGCCUCUUCCUCGAACAUCUAUGCCGCUCUGACUGUAAAUACCCAGAAGCUCUCCCAUAAAGACCUGCGGCUGUCUUUAAGUCUGUGUAUCUUACUGCAAAGGUAAUCAUUCUGCAUGUAGCCAGUAAUGCUUUUUAUUUAUAUUUGUGUGUUUGUUACCAGUCUUUUGCUAAGAUUACUUUGUGCUGCAUGAUUUUUUUCGUGCAUUCAUUUUAAGGGUACAUCAGAUUUCGUGGAGAGAGAAAGACAUUUACUUUAAGGAGCUCUACCCUCUGUAGCAGGGACUGGUCACAUCUUCAGUGUUACUGGGGAGAGGAUGAACUGUGGCCGACAGACUGGAGGCAUUGGGCGGGCUUCCAUUGUGGGCUCACAUGAAAGGGGGGCGGUGCCAAUUGACUCCGCUAUCAUCUACUUUGAGUUUCUCUUAUCAAAGGAGGAGAGAGAUCCAUUGGGUGAAGAUGUGAUAAGUCACUACAGGUGUAAACACCUAUGGGUGUCAAACGCUACAGCCCCAGAUGGUUUAUAGCCUUGUCAUCUGUCAUUCCUGUCAUUCAUUACAGCUCUUGUUGUUUUUCAAAACCUAUUUUCGAUCCUGUGUGUGUCAAGCUGCGGAGACUGUUGACAGAUUAGUCGUUACACACACGGCCAACUGUGAGGACGACACAAUGACUUUCAUGACGCACUACUCGUGCCGGAGAUGCAGCCGCAAAAAAGGGCAAAGAAGAAGAGGAAAUGCAAACAGAGCGGUUUUGGCACUGGCUUGUUUUCUCCAGGGGGCACUGCUUCAGACUUGCGCACCCUUUUUUUGUCCUCCUUGACAGGGUGGUCACAGAUUCCAUUGUUUCCUGCGGUUUUUACAUGUCUUGUCUUUUCCUAUAUUCUCUCUCCCUCCAGGACCCAUCUGGGAAUCACUAUGCUCCCCCAAUAGUGACAGUCUAUAGAGAUGUCUGUAGAGAUGGACCUGAUCACAUGACAUGCCACUAAACGAGAGCUGCAUGCU